UCGGAACAUCCUAAAUAUCACAAACAAUUCACCCUAAAUCAAAACCAGGAAACACAAACACUCCUACAUAUCAAUCAUGAUGAACAACAACAACAAGAAGAACAAUCUGAAGAUGAGUUCGGCUCAAGAAAGUGGUAAUGGUACUACUAACAUCGUUAUUACAGAGACGAGGAAUAAUAAGAAGGUAGAGAGGAAGGCAUCCAUGGACGUGGACAAGUGCGCGGAAGCUUUCAUCACAAACUUCAGAAAGCAGCUUCUUCUCCAGCGUCUCGAAUCCAUCGAAAACAUGCUCUCCCGUGGCCUAUAAUACUAUUUAUCAAUACACACUUCUAUGUAUAUUUUACUACUUAUGUAUUAUUUCUUUCUUUUAUAUAUAUGCGCUAGCUGACUC
Messenger RNA from Brassica napus (rape), 391 nucleotides. RefSeq lists its product as uncharacterized. NCBI's taxonomy places the organism in Eukaryota, Viridiplantae, Streptophyta, Magnoliopsida, Brassicales, Brassicaceae. The coding region runs from base 77 to 307 and encodes 76 amino acids. The record is from RefSeq and is a predicted model, not a curated record. The transcript has a single exon.